AUGGUUCCAGAGAUUGAAGAUGUUGAGGUCCCAGUGCUCGUGGUCGGGGCUGGUCCCUCUGGAGCCACACUUGCCCUGUUACUCGGACGCCAUGGAAUCCCCGUUGUGGCAAUCUCACGUCAUAAAGGAACAGCCAACACUCCCAGAGCGCACAUCUUCAAUCAGCGUGCCAUGGAGGUCCUCAGAGAUGCAGGUAUCGAGCAUCUCGUCAAGCCGAUCGCCUCGACAAAGGACGAGAUUGCCCAUGUGGCAUGGCUCCACACUCUAGCUGGAGAGGAGUAUGGGCGGGUGUACGCCUGGGGCAACAAACCGAAUCUUAUAGGCGAAUAUCUGGCUGCCAGUCCCUGCGAGAUGUCCGAUCUUCCCCAAAGUGUCCUGGAACCGAUCCUAGUCGAGGAGGCCCGAAAACUGGGCGCAGACAUUCGUUUCUCCACGGAAUUCCUGUCGCACAAGCGGCGCUCGGACGGGCACAUCGUCACACGUGUCCGGAAUCGUGUCACCUCAGAAGAAUACAACAUCAUCUCGCAGUAUCUGGUUGGCGCCGACGGCGCCCGUAGUGCUGUGCUCGCCAGCCUCGACAUCCCGAUCGAUGGGAAACAGCUCGACAAUGCUUUCAAUGUAUACAUCAGAGCUGAUCUGUCAAGAUACUUCGCCAUACGGCCUGCCUCGAUGGUCUGGAUUCUCAACCCAGAUGCGCCUGCCUGGUCGUCGCAUGGCUCCAUUCGGAUGGUCAGACCGUGGAGCGAGUUCAUCGUCUCGAUGCAUAACGCCCAGGGAAACUUGAACUUCGAGCCAAACGACGAGGAUAUCCUGAAGAGAUUGCGCCAGAUGAUUGGUGACGACUCGAUUGACAUUGAUUUGCUGGGGCACUUUCGGUGGACGAUCAACGACCAGGUCGCGAGAACAUGGCAAAGAGACAACGUGCUAUGCAUUGGGGAUGCUGUGCACAGGCACCCUCCAAUCAAUGGGCUUGGAUCCAAUACCUGCAUUUCUGAUGCUUUCAACCUUGCUUGGAAAUUGGCCCACGUCCUGAAAGGCUGGGCGGCUCCUUCGAUUCUAGACAGCCUGACCGCCGAAAGGAAACCCGUGGGCGACGGUAUCGUCAGGAGAGCCAAUGACGGGAUGCUAGUGCACAGGAGGUUGUGGGCAUUCAUGGGUUCGACCGUGGCGGAACGUGCGGUAGUCUCACAAGCAUUGCAGUGGGCAACGUCUGAUGGGAUGCGAACUCGGAUGAAGCUUCGGAGCAUCAUCGAAGAAACGGAUGACGAGUUCAAUUCUCUGGGGAUCCAGAUGAACCAGACAUAUGUGGACUCUCCGCUUACCGUUGUCGAACAAGGAGACAGACCGCCAGACUUGGAAGGUCUGAAUGUGAUGAAGAAACAAAUCGUCUCGACGUUUCCUGGCUUUCACCUACCGCAUGUAUGGCUCGUCAGAGAUGGUCAGACUGCGCGCAUCUCGACGUUGGACCUGGCAGGGCAUGGAAGUUUUGUCGCCUUCACCGGUAUUGGAGGCGAGGGUUGGAUAGAUGCUGCAAGUGAACUCACCAGCGAAGGUAAAGUGACUGUAAAGGCGUAUGGCAUCGGCCGAGGAUUGGACUUUCUGGACGCAUACUGGGAUUGGGAGAAGGUUCGAGCGGUCGAGGAAAAUGGUCUGGUCCUGGUGCGUCCAGACCAUUUCGUUUGCUGGAGGUGCAGUCAGUCAUGUCCUAAUCCUUCUGGGAAGCUGCGAGAAGUAAUGCGCAGGAUCCUGGGCCAAUGA
This is a messenger RNA of Exophiala viscosa, 1758 nucleotides long. Its product is annotated as putative FAD dependent oxidoreductase. The record is from RefSeq and is a predicted model, not a curated record. Gene Ontology annotation, molecular function: oxidoreductase activity; FAD binding. The transcript has a single exon. Bases 1 to 1758 code for a protein of 585 amino acids. NCBI's taxonomy places the organism in Eukaryota, Fungi, Ascomycota, Eurotiomycetes, Chaetothyriales, Herpotrichiellaceae.